CUUAUAGAUUUAAAAAGCGAGACGGAUUCAGUGUGUAUGACAGUCACUGAGUGCGAAGCAUCGGGAGAACAUCUGUCUGUCUGUAGUCCGUCUGUCUCCACUUUUUCUGAGGAUGCUACAGUUACCGCGGCUCCGCCAGGGCGUGAUCGCGCUUCUCAUAUGGUUCGCGCACUUGAUGGAACAGCAGAAAGUACAAGCUGGCAACUGCUGGCUUCAGCAGGGCAAGAACGGGAGAUGCCAGGUUCUGUACAUGUCUGGGAUGAGCCGGGAAGACUGUUGUAGAAGUGGUCGUCUGGGCACGGCGUGGACCGAGGAGGAUGUACCCAAUAACACACUCUUCCGGUGGCUGAUCUUCAAUGGCGGCGCACCAAACUGCAUACCUUGCAAAGAGACUUGUGAUAAUGUGGACUGUGGUCCUGGAAAGAGGUGCAAAAUGAACAAGCGGAAUAAGCCACGCUGCGUGUGCGCUCCAGACUGCUCCAAUGUCACCUUUAAAGGGCCCGUGUGUGGCUCCGAUGGGAAAACGUACCGGAACGAGUGUGCACUCCUUAGGGCCAAGUGCAAGAGACACCCUGACCUGACUGCGCAGUACCAGGGAAAAUGCAAAAAGUCUUGCUAUGACGUGCGUUGUCCUGGAAGCUCGACAUGUGUACUGGACCAGACCAACAACGCCUACUGCGUGACCUGCAACCGGCUUUGCCCUGAGGUGACCUCGCCGGAGCAGUACCUGUGCGGGAAUGACGGGAUCGUGUAUGCCAACACCUGCCAUCUCCGAAGGGCCACGUGCAUCAUGGGACGCUCCAUCGGAGUAGCCUAUGAGGGGAAAUGCAUAGACGCCAGGUCCUGUGAAGACAUCAAAUGCCGUGAGGGACGGAAGUGUCUGUGGAAUAAGCGUACGGGACGGGGACUGUGUGCGGCGUGCGAGGAGGACACCUGUCCCGAGAGUCGACCGGGCGACAGCGUGUGCGCCAGCGACAACGUCACCUACCCGAGCGAGUGCGCCAUGAGGCAGGCCGCCUGCUCUUUGGGCCUCGUCCUGGAGGUCAAACACUCGGGCUCCUGCAACUCGCUCUCAGAAGAGACGGACGAAGAGGAGGAUGAUGAAGAUUACGCGGAUUAUAGCCAUGUGUCUCUGUUACUGACUGGAUAAAUCACAUUCAACAGCAGGACUCCAUUUAAGCACAGAGUCAUGUUCAUAUUGUACAUACAUGUACUCUUAUUUAUUUUCCGCAGACAUGUGGAAGAUGCUUAUUGUUCUAGAUGUUUAUUUAUACAUUUUUGUCUUCUUAUUUAUACAUUUAUAGUCCGAAUAAAUGAACUGUCUACCGUCUUUUCUUUGUCGUCUUUGGAAGAAUAUUAUUUAUUAUAAUGUGCAAUGUAACUCUGUAUGUGUUUUGAAAAGUUUGUGAAGAAAAAAAAGCUUAAACAGUUUUUGUCAUCCUCCCAAAUGGAAUAUCUGCAGCAAAACUUGCAUGUGUUUUAUUUAUUUGCAAUCUAAUGUUCACUAAUAAUGUAUUAAGCGUAGAUCUGCUUCGGUUUACAAUCAAAGCUGACAAAAGCAGCCUUUUCAGUAAAGUCUAUGUAUGAUUUUGACACAUACACCAAAAACAGUGGUUUUAUUUGACAGAAAAAACGUUGGAAUCAAUGCAUUGUGUUUUAUAAAAUCGAAAUAUACCCUUGAUGUUAUUUUCUUGCCUAUACGUUGCCUGUUUUUACGUGGGUUCUCAGACAAAGGAAUCGUUUAUCAUAUAGUGUAUAUAAUUAACAAUAUCGAUCUUAGCAUUGUUUUCUUGCCAUUUAUUGUCUUUUUUAUUUUAGAGAUCCAGCUAUAAAUUUAUAGUUUUGUAUUUGUUUGUAAAUGUUUAAUGUAUAUAAAGUUAAUGAUGCCAUUUGUAAAGAUGCAGUAUAAAGAGUAAAAUCUGAAAAAUCUA
Rhinichthys klamathensis goyatoka is the source of this 1931-nucleotide messenger RNA. RefSeq names its product follistatin b (gene fstb). Gene Ontology annotation, biological process: negative regulation of activin receptor signaling pathway; multicellular organism development; regulation of BMP signaling pathway. Bases 113 to 1150 code for a protein of 345 amino acids. The record is from RefSeq and is a predicted model, not a curated record. Gene Ontology annotation, molecular function: activin binding; protein binding. The transcript has 6 exons. NCBI's taxonomy places the organism in Eukaryota, Metazoa, Chordata, Actinopteri, Cypriniformes, Leuciscidae.